Molecule: messenger RNA, 924 nt
Organism: Cannabis sativa
Lineage: Eukaryota; Viridiplantae; Streptophyta; Magnoliopsida; Rosales; Cannabaceae
Exons: 2
Coding region: 507-848 (113 amino acids)
Source: RefSeq, a predicted model, not a curated record
UUCAAUGCAGCAAUAACGCGUUUUUAUGAAAUAACAAUAUCCCCUAACUUAUAUAGCUUUUUUAAUUCAUUUAUUUUUUUUUGUAAAAUUUAAUUAAUAUGCUUUUCUCAUAAUAAUAAUAAGAAAUUUUUACACUAAAAAUCUAAAAUGAUAAAUUUAUUACAUUAAUAUCUAUACACGGCUAAACCAACUUUUUUACACAUCUUUUAUAUUUUAUUACUAUUUUACCACAUGCACACACAAUUCAACCUUUUUUGACACGUGAUUGAUUGAUUGAUGCAUUACAUCAAUCACUCUAUACAUCAUUUCUCUCUUUUUUCUCUUCUUUUUCCUUUUAUUUUCUAUUUCUUUUUCAGUUUUUUUUAAAAAAAAUAAUAACCUUCAUAGCUAACACUUCCCUCUUCACAAUCACAACUCCAUUUUCACUCUUCUUUUUGUUCUUCAAAUUUUUUUUCAACUCCCAUCAACCGUUUUCUCUCUUUUUAUUUUUCUCUUAAUAUAUAAAUAUGGUUGUAACUUAUUCUUCAUCAACUCCUUCCCUUGUUCAAAAAAAAAUUUCUAAAAUGGAGUUGAAAUCUUUAGCUAAUAGAAACAAGGGUAAACGACAUGUUGUUGAGGAUGAUGACUCUAAUUUUGCUCCAUUGUCGAAACGUGGGCGAGCUCUUCCAAAGAAGAAAUCAAAGGUGGCAGCCCAUGAAAAAAUUCCUCAAGAUGAUGCUAAAAAAAAUGAUCAAGAUGGAGUUGGUCUUCAGUAUAAGUUGUUUUGCGGUUUUGAAACGAUCAAGGUAUGUCAGCUUCAUUGUUCGCUCCGUGCAGCUAAAGGUUUAGUGCAUGUGGUAUUUUUGUAAAUAUUUGUAUGUGGACUGUAUAAAUGUUUAAUGGGUCGGCCCAUAGUAUUUUUGUAAUUUUUUUUCCUUUUUUGUA